CACGCCUCGACUCGAAAUCCUUCCAGAAACAAAUUGUUGAACACCCAGCGAGCGAGCGAGCGAGCGAGCGAGAUGGCGGCGGAGGUGUGGAAGGCGCAGUUCGGGAGGCUUGUGGAGGAGGCGGCGAUCCGCGUCGAUGGCGUGCGUGAGAGCCUCCACGCCUUGCUGCCGCAACUGACGUCGUCGUCGUCGUCGAUGGUCGCGGGCGAUGCGAACACCGUGCGAGAUACGAUCCAGCUCGCGCUGGACGCGCUCGGCCUCGGGGAUGAGAGCUCGUGCAGCAAUCUCGCCUCCGCGAUUUCCUUCACGGUGGCGGCCAGGCUCCUCGCUCUCCGCGGCGACGGCAUCAACCCUGCUGUCUGUGCGUCUUCUCAGGGUGAACUACCUCGCGGAGCAGAGCGCCGCAAUCAAGCUCAGCUACGCCGAGAGUGACGCCCGGAAGGCGUACGCCCUUGUGGACGGGUGCCGCGGCCACCUCGACGCGGCCCUCCUCCUGCUGGACCAUGUAGGUCGUCUACCAGACGUGCAGGGCAUGAUCAACGCCGAGCGCCUCGCCGCCGUCGCCGACCUCGAGGCCGCGAUAGUGGCCGUUCAGCGGAGCGCCGAGAUGGCCACCGCCGCCCGGCAGGACGUGUCCGGCGCCAGUUGAUUCCGUUGAGUCUUCGUAUGCUUGAUACGUACCUCGUUCAUCUGUCCAUCUCUUUUUCGCGCUUGCCGUUCGACCUGCUCCUGCUUUGUUACUGUUCGUGUGAUCGUGUCGUCUGAUCGAUGAAUUCUGAAACAUUGUUUGAAAAUUUUGGUUGCUUUUGUGCACUUGUGCUAGCUCUAUGUCGAUCCUCACCUGGAUUGUUAUGUGGAUUUUUGAUAAUGAGGUACUAGUGUUUUCUCGGAUA
This is a messenger RNA of Oryza sativa Japonica Group (Japanese rice), 893 nucleotides long. RefSeq lists its product as uncharacterized. The record is from RefSeq and is a predicted model, not a curated record. Lineage: Eukaryota; Viridiplantae; Streptophyta; Magnoliopsida; Poales; Poaceae.